Messenger RNA from Mercurialis annua (annual mercury), 1954 nucleotides. Its product is annotated as glycerol kinase. The record is from RefSeq and is a predicted model, not a curated record. Gene Ontology annotation, biological process: triglyceride metabolic process; glycerol metabolic process; glycerol-3-phosphate biosynthetic process. The transcript is spliced from 4 exons. Lineage: Eukaryota; Viridiplantae; Streptophyta; Magnoliopsida; Malpighiales; Euphorbiaceae. Gene Ontology annotation, cellular component: mitochondrion. Bases 124 to 1695 code for a protein of 523 amino acids. Gene Ontology annotation, molecular function: glycerol kinase activity.
AAAUAUGCCUCUCUACCUAUAAUCACUCCCAAUAUACUCCUAUUUUACUCUAUAUUUUGUUCUUUCUAACUCAAAAACUUAAAAAAAAAAACAAAUUUUUCAUUAGUUAAAAACAAGAAAAAAAUGUCAAAAGAAGAAGCAGCUUAUGUUGGGUCAAUCGAUCAAGGAACAACGAGCACACGGUUUAUCAUCUAUGAUCGUCAAGCUCGCUGUGUUGCGUCUCACCAGGUCGAGUUCACUCAAUUCUACCCACAAGCCGGGUGGGUGGAGCAUGAUGCGAUGGAGAUACUGGAGAGUGUGAGAGUUUGUAUGGCGAAGACGGUUGAUAAAGCUACUGCUGCUGGUCAUAACGUUGACGGUGCAUUGAAGGCGAUUGGUUUGACCAAUCAGAGAGAGACAACUGUUGUCUGGAGUAAAUCUUAUGGGCUUCCUCUUCAUAAUGCUAUUGUUUGGAUGGAUGUUCGUACCAGUUCUAUUUGCAGGAAACUGGAGAAAGAUUUACCAGGAGGAAGAUCUCAUUUUGUUGAGACUUGUGGUCUGCCGUUAAGUACUUAUUUUAGUGCAGUGAAGUUACUGUGGCUAAUAGAAAAUGUGGAUGCAGUUAAAGAGGGUGUUGAAAAGGGUGAUGCUCUUUUUGGAACUAUAGACUCUUGGUUAAUCUGGAAUUUAACCGGAGGAGUCAAGGGCGGGUUACAUGUUACUGAUGUCUCGAAUGCAUCUCGAACUAUGCUCAUGAAUAUCAAAACCCUUGAAUGGGAUGCAACCACAUUGAAAACUUUAGGAAUUCCUGCCGCAAUUCUGCCCAAAAUUGUGAGCAACUCUGAGGUUAUUGGUAAGAUUGCAAAGGGGUGGCCGGUUACUGGUAUUCGAAUUGCUGGCUGUCUUGGUGACCAACAUGCUGCAAUGUUAGGUCAAGCUUGUAAAAUAGAUGAAGCGAAAAGCACCUAUGGGACCGGUGCUUUCAUCCUUCUGAACACGGGUGAUCAGAUAGUUACAUCCAAGCAUGGCCUUUUGACUACUUUGGCUUAUAAGCUUGGUCCGAAAGCUCCUACGAAUUAUGCUGUAGAGGGUUCAAUUGCGAUUGCUGGAGCCGCAGUUCAGUGGCUCAGAGAUAGCCUUGGGCUAAUUAGUAAUGCUAGUGAGAUUGAGGAACUUGCGAAGAAGGUUGAAUCGACUGGUGGUGUUUAUUUUGUACCGGCUUUUAAUGGAUUGUUUGCGCCAUGGUGGCGCGAUGAUGCUCGUGGUGUUUGCAUUGGGAUUACAAGAUAUACUAAUAAGUCUCACAUUGCUCGUGCUGUGCUCGAGAGCAUGUGUUUCCAAGUGAAAGAUGUGCUGGAUUCAAUGCGCAAAGAUAGAGAGGAGAAUGACAAAAACAAGGAAGCUAAGAAGGAAUUCCUGCUUAGAGUGGAUGGUGGUGCAACUAUUAACAACCUUUUGAUGCAGACCCAGGCGGACUUGCUGGGACACUCAGUUGUGAGACCAGCUGAUAUUGAGACAACAGCGCUUGGAGCAGCCUAUGCUGCUGGUUUAGCAGUCGGUGUUUGGACAGAAGAGGAAAUUUUUGCUUCCGGAGAAAAGGCGAAGACAGACACCGUAUUCCAUCCUAACCAAAAUGACGAAUGGAGGAAGAAAAAGGUGGAUUCUUGGUGCAAAGCUGUUGAAAGAAGUUUCGGCCUGGCCGAUCUCUCAAUAUGAAGUGUGUUCUAGUUACAUGCUUGGACGUCUUUCGUUCUAAAGUAUCUUAUCCUGUUCAUGUUAAAUCGUCCGUUUUUUUUAGUUCCAUGUAGAUAGAAAGUUCAAUAAGGAUUGGUGAUCUCUGAUUAGAUUAUUGAUUCAUGUGCUCAUAUUUGGCACCUUGACAAACUUUUGCUGCAUACUCAAUGUAAUGAUGCAGCUUUUCAUACAUUGUACUACUUAUUAUGAUCAGCAAAUUAUUUUCCUGAAUUUUUCUUUU